Messenger RNA from Carlito syrichta (Philippine tarsier), 1365 nucleotides. It is a transcript of the gene PNLIPRP3, whose product is annotated as pancreatic lipase related protein 3. Gene Ontology annotation, biological process: lipid metabolic process. The record is from RefSeq and is a predicted model, not a curated record. Lineage: Eukaryota; Metazoa; Chordata; Mammalia; Primates; Tarsiidae. Gene Ontology annotation, molecular function: protein binding; triacylglycerol lipase activity.
AUGGAAAAAAGCACAGUGACAAAUAGCCCUAAAAAAGAAGUUUGUUAUGAAAGGCUAGGGUGUUUUGAAGAUGAUUUGUCAUGGACUGGGCCUUUGUUAAGAGUGUUGACAGGUUUACCCUGGUCCCCAGAGUCGAUAAACACUCGCUUUCUGCUCUACACUCUACAUAAUUCCAGAAUCAAUGCAGUUGACGGUUUAAAUAUCCAAGCCUCAUAUUGUGGAAAAGGCAAUAUCACUCAUAUCAACAUACCUGGGUGGAAAACAGAUGACAAAUGGCAGACAGACCUGUGCAAUGUCUGAUUGUUGCUACAAGUGGAAGAAAUAAACUGCAUUCAUUUAAAGUAGAACAGUGGUUCCCUGAAAUAUAUCCAUGUUGUUAACAAUUUCUGUGUUUUUGGUGCUGAGGUGGCUUAUUUAUUGGAUCCUAUUGGAAAAAAAAUUGGAUAUUCCCCUUCUAAAGUGCACUUGAUUGGCCCUAGCUUGGGAGCACAUCUGGCUAGGGAAGCUGGGUCAAGGAUACCAGGCCUUGGAAGAAUAACAGGGUUGGACCCAGCUAGGCCAUUUUUCCAUGGCACUCUGAAGGAAGUCAGGCUAGACCCUUCAGAUACCAACUUUGUUUAUGUUACUCAUACACGUGCAGCUUGCAUCCUCAUUGAGCUUGGUAUUAGAACUACAGAUGCUUGUGGUCACCUUGACUUUUACCCAAAUGGAGGGAAGCACAUGCCAGGAUGUCAAGACUUAAUUAUGUCUUUUAAAUUUGAUUUCAAUGCUUAUAAAGAAGAGGUGAUUUCCUUUAAUUGUAACCAUGCUCAAAGUAAUUGCUUUUAUGUCAAAAGCAUUCUUAAUCCUGAUACAUUGAUUGCUUAUCCUUGUAGAUCCUACAAAUCUUUUAAAGCAGGAAAUUGCUCUUGUCCCAAAGAAGUUUGCCCAGCAAUGUGUCAUUUUGCUGAUAGAUUUUACCUUAAAAAUAUGAAGACUAAUGGAUCAUAUUAUUUUUUAAACAUGGGACUUCUUUCCUCAUUUGCCUGUUGGAGGCACAAAUUGUCUGCUAAACUGAGUCGAAGCAAAAGCACUCAAGGGUCUAUAUUUCUUCAUGUAGGUGGGACACUUGGGAAAACAAAGAAGUCAGCAAUUGCCAGUGGAAAACUUAAGGCAAGUAUGACUUACACAAAAUUAAUCAAUGCAGAUAUUAACAGUGGAAACAUUACAAGUAUUGUCCAUUUGUAAAAAAAUGUGUUUAGACAUUCUCAGAACAACUUGGGAGCAGAAAUGGUGACAGAUAUAUCAGGAAAAUAUGAAUAUAAAUCUGCCUUCUUUACCUAGGAUGUUUUGAGACAUAUUGCCCAGAGCCUGAAACCAUGCUAA